AUGGAGAGUAUUAUCGAUGAAACUCUUGACGAUUCAGAGAUAGCAACUGCCGCGCAAAACCAUGAGGCAUCAAAAGCUGACGGUGGCGAGGCAGAACUUACAGCAAGAUUUCAGUAUGCUUGUGCCUUAAUAAGGUCGAAGCAUAUUCAAGACAUCAAUCAUGGUGUGAGCAUAUUGGAGGGGCUUUAUUAUAAUGGUAAUAAAAGCGCGAGACGAGAUUACCUUUUCCUUAUAGCAAUGGCCCAAACGCGCUUAAAAAAAUACAACUUGGCACUGGAUUGUGUCGAAUACUUUCUCAAAUUUGAACCAGAAAACCGACAAGCUAAACAGCUCCGAUCCCAUAUCAAGGAUAAACUUACCAAAGAUGGCAUUGUUGGAAUGGCAAUCACAGGUGGCGCGGCACUAGUGCUUGGUGGACUAAUUGGCUUAGGCUUGUCGUUAGCUAGAAAAUGA
Molecule: messenger RNA, 453 nt
Organism: Cryptomeria japonica (Japanese cedar)
Lineage: Eukaryota; Viridiplantae; Streptophyta; Pinopsida; Cupressales; Cupressaceae
Exons: 1
Coding region: 1-453 (150 amino acids)
Biological process (GO): mitochondrial fragmentation involved in apoptotic process; autophagy of mitochondrion; mitochondrial fission
Cellular component (GO): peroxisomal membrane; mitochondrial outer membrane
Molecular function (GO): protein binding
Source: RefSeq, a predicted model, not a curated record